This is a messenger RNA of Peniophora sp. CBMAI 1063, 1551 nucleotides long. The record is from the annotation of a GenBank genome assembly. NCBI's taxonomy places the organism in Eukaryota, Fungi, Basidiomycota, Agaricomycetes, Russulales, Peniophoraceae.
AUGAGCACAAUAGACGCACAGAAAUUACCCGCGUUUCCUUCGUAUGAAGCUGUCGAGCGCCUCAUCGUGCACGAGAAGCGCGGAAACUGCGUGCCUGUAUUCGUCCAACUUCCCGCGGAUCUCAUCACUCCUGUCAUCGCCUACCUACGUAUCGCCCAAUCCUCGAAGUACAGCUUCCUCUUGGAGAGUGUGAUCGCGGGCGAGAAUGUGGCACGGUAUAGUUUCAUAGGCGCCGAUCCCUUCAAGGUCCUGCGUGUCGGUCCAUCCGAGUCGAUCACGGGCGACCCAAUGUCUGCACUUCAAAAGGAGCUGGCUUCAUAUCAGUACAUCCGUAUACCCGAGGUGCCAACAUUUACUGGCGGAGCUAUCGGCUAUGUUGGCUACGAUGCGAUCAUGCACUUUGAGCCGAAGACCAAACGCGAACUGGUCGAUAACUUGCACAUUCCCGAAGCCGUCUUCAUGCUCACAGACACGUUGCUCGUCUACGAUCAUCUCUACCAAACGGUCAAGGUCGUCAGCCACGUCUGGUGCCCGGAUACGACGGGCCCGAACAACCUCUCUUUCGUAUACCAGACGGCUGUAGCCAAAGCCCGCCGCCUUGCCCGCGCCGUACUCAGUACUACGACGCCUGAGGUUCCGCAGCCCCCAGUCACGCUUGGCAACGAGAGCAAGUCAAACGUUGGGAAGGAGGGUUACGAGGCACAUGUCACUAGCUUGAAGAAGAACAUCUUCGCGGGCGACAUCAUCCAGGCAGUACCCAGUCAACGUAUCGCACGCAAAACCGCCUUGCAUCCGUUCAACGCAUACAGACGACUACGUAUGGUCAACCCCAGCCCAUACAUGUUCUAUCUCGACUGCGGAGAUCUGCAAAUCGUCGGCGCGAGUCCCGAAACGUUGUGCAAGGUCGAGGAGAACAAGGUGUUCAAUCAUGCGAUUGCUGGUACUACGAGGCGCGGUGCGACUGCAGCAGAAGACGAGAAGCUGGGGCAGGAGCUACAGAACAGCGAGAAGGAUCGCGCAGAGCAUAUCAUGCUUGUCGACCUCGCGCGAAACGACGUGAACCGCGUGUGCGACCCACAUACGGUGAAGGUCGAUCAUCUCAUGCGCAUCGAGAAGUUCAGCCAUGUUAUCCACUUGACUAGUCAAGUGUCGGGUAUGCUUAGGCCUGGUCUGACACGAUUCGACGCCUUCCGCUCGAUCUUCCCCGCCGGUACGGUGAGCGGCGCUCCGAAGAUUAAAGCGGUCGAACUUGUGUACGAACGCGAGGGUGAGCGUCGCGGGGUUUACGCGGGUGCUGUCGGCCGUUUUGACUUCGCGUCGGACGCGAUGGAUACAUGCAUCGCUAUCCGGACAAUGUUAUUUAAGGACGGGACAGCCUAUCUGCAGGCAGGUGGCGGGAUUGUCUUCGAUAGUGUCGAAGAGGACGAAUAUGUUGAGACCAUCAACAAGCUCAAGGGCAGUGCCAAGGCUCUCGACGAGGCGGAGCAGUACUGGUACGACGUGCAACAGGGUCGACCAAAGACACCGUCGCGGCGGGGAUACGAUUCAUGA